Electrophorus electricus (electric eel) is the source of this 948-nucleotide messenger RNA. Its product is annotated as olfactory receptor 4S1-like. Gene Ontology annotation, cellular component: membrane. Gene Ontology annotation, biological process: detection of chemical stimulus involved in sensory perception of smell; G protein-coupled receptor signaling pathway. Gene Ontology annotation, molecular function: G protein-coupled receptor activity; odorant binding; olfactory receptor activity. NCBI's taxonomy places the organism in Eukaryota, Metazoa, Chordata, Actinopteri, Gymnotiformes, Gymnotidae. The record is from RefSeq and is a predicted model, not a curated record.
AUGAUGGACAAUUCAUCUGGAGAGAUCAUGUUUGUGCUUCAGGGACUGAAUGACACAAGGACCAACAAACAGAUUUACUUUGCAUUUGGCCUCUUGAUUUACCUUUUGACUCUGUUUAUAAAUUUUACACUGGUUAUUACAAUUGCUCUAGAUAAAAUGCUACAUGAGCCAAUGUAUCUGUUUGUAUGUAAUUUGUUUGUUAAUGGAAUAUAUGGUGCCUCUGGUGUCUAUCCAAAGAUCCUUGCUGAUUUGAUAUUAGAUUCUCCUGUUAUCUCAUAUACUGGAUGCAUGACACAAAUAUUCAUAAUUUACUCUUAUGGUUUUUGUGAAUUUACAUGUCUGACAGUGAUGGCCUAUGACAGGUAUACAGCAAUUUGUAAGCCUUUGGAGUAUCGUUCCAUUAUAACAAACCAGAAGGUGGCAAAAUUGCUAGUUUGUACCUGGCUAUACACCUUAUUAGAGACACUCCUUGGGGUUGGUCUGACAACCCGACUUCCAUUUUGUGGUAACAACAUUGACAAGCCUUACUGCUCUAACUGGGAAGUUGUUAAGUUAUCUUGCACAGAUGUGACAGUGAACAACCUGUAUGGGUAUAUCCUAAUACUUUCUCAUUUUUUCCAAGCUGUGCUUAUCAUUGUGUCAUAUGUUCACAUUAUCAGAGCUUCAUUGCGGUCCAAGACUCAGUGGAUUAAAUUCGUGCAGACAUGCCUUCCCCACUUAAUAACUUUCAUGAACUUUACCAUUUCCAUGCUGUUUGAUGCCAUGUAUUCUCGCUAUGGUAAAAACGAAGGAUCCCAAGCUGUUCGCAGUAUCUUGCGGAUGGAAUUUCUCAUUGUUCCUCCUCUCUUAAAUCCUUUAAUAUAUGGGAUGAAAGUCACCCAGAUACGGCAUAGCUUUCUAAAAAUGUACAGCUACAAAUCUAAAGCACUGAGACAGAGGUACUAUUAG